AUGCUCGGCCGUGGCAUAAAGGCUGUCCCUAUUGAGGAGUCACGUUCACCAGAAUACAGCGCCCAAGAGAGCUACCCGUCGACUGCAGAAACUCAGACAAACAGUCCCAUUGUCAAGACUGUUUCCAACCCAAGCCCUGAAGAAUUGGCGGUGGCAGCGGCGGGGGCUACCAGCCUAAACAUCAUGGACAAUGAGACUCACCUAUCGCACUUAUCGCACGACCCUGCUGGCCCAGAUCAAGUGCCUGCAGAAGAUGAUUCUACCGAAGAGACGAUCGAAGAGAUGACCGAAGAUCCAAUGGGCCUGGAGAAAUUGCUGGAGUUAAAUAUGGAGAACUCUAUUCGUGCCGCUCUGGGUGAGGUGUACGAUUCUAGAAUCUUCGGUUUCUUAGCAAGCGUCCAAGUUCCUUUCAGUUACUAUCCCUUCGUCGAUUUCGCUUGUUUGGGCGCUCUCCCAUCGACAGAUGUUGCUUUCCUCGAAUCUCAGGGUAGCCUGCAUCUCCCUGCCCGUAUCCUGCUCGACGAAUUUAUGCAACAUUACUUCCUUCACAUCCACCCGGUCUUACCCCUUAUCGACGAAGGCGACUUCUGGGCAGCCUAUCAGCAGAGAUUAGGGGGGUUCUCCACGACGACACUAUCCUUGCCAGUUCUGCACGCGAUGCUAUUCGCAUCGUGCACUUUCGUUUGCGAUACCACCGUGAUGCGGCUGGGUUACUCCGACAUUCGGUCAAUGAGAGCAUCAUUCUUUCGACGAGCCAAGCUCCUGCUAGACUUUGGGGCAGAUUCAUCCCAUCUCUCUUCAGCGCAGGCGGCCCUUCUUCUCUCAUUUUCAUCCAUGUCAGCCAAGAAGAAAGUCGACACGUCGUGGCUCACUAGCGCCAUCGAAAAUGCCAGACUCGCCGACGCCCCCCAGUACUCUGCAACAUCUGUCUCGGUCGAUAUUACACAGAAACGUCUACUCAAGAGAGUAUGGUGGUGCUGUAUCAUUCGGGACCGGUCUCUAAGCCUCUUAAUGAGGCGUCCAAUUCUCAUAACAAAGGAUGACUUUGACUUCACAGCCAAUCGUCUUGAACUCUGUGACUUUGAGGACGAAUUCGAAAGAUCAAAGGUGUACAACGCUGCUACGAAAAAGACACUUGCCCGAAUUCUCAUCCGAACAGUUGACCUCUUCGUGGCCCUCACAGACACAUUGGCACUGGUAUUCUCGUGUGAUUGCACCAAGGCAAUGUCUCCUGCGCGAAGUGCCGAGGUCUCAAAAUGCGUCCAUCAAGGUAAACAGCACCUGCAUAGGUGGUAUACAGACACAAGUAAGGAGCUGCCAGAGCAGGUCUUUGUUACGAUGGCGACGACAAGCUCCUUGGUAGAACCAGAAACGCCCCACGAUUCGAUUCAGCUCUACAUGAAUCUCAUGUUCAUGUACUAUCACACUGCACGCAUAAUUCUUUGCAACUUCGAAGUGCUCCAUCAUUGCGUCUCCCAACGAUCUACUGGUAUCUCUCAGUCCUCCCUACCCGUCAUCUACAAGAACUUGCACGAUUUACAAGAUGCGACUUGUGGCCUCUCCAGUUGCCACAGCACACUCGUCGAGCGAGACCUGGUCCAAUGGCUUCCCAACUCUGCUGUUGGCUGUACAGUCCUGCCCCUCAUCCUCAACAUCAUCGACGAUAAAUGUUGCGAAUCCGCAUUCCAGUUCCAAUCCCGCUUAGUCGAAGAUACUUCCCCAAAGGGACGCCAGUCAGAUAUCUUGGUCACAGUUAUGAAAGUCUAUCAAACCAGAUAUGACAGUGUGGAUUGGAUAUAUGACAUCGUUUGUUAUAUCGUCGACCUUGUCAUGCCAAAGCCCGAUGACAAAUUCACAAGUUUCGACUGGAUCGACAUCCUAGCCUUUCAACCCGCCCUAUAUCUUCGGCUCAUGUUGAGCGUGGAUAUCUGCCUAAGCAAAGGACGCUUUCCGCAUCAUGAUGAGUUACCUCAUCGUCUUGACGACGCUUCUCCGCUAGAUAUCGAUCUGCCGCCCCUGGAACAUUUUGACACGAGCGAGAUGGAAAGUCUAGGCUCAACCAGUGGAGUCAAAGAGCACGAUGAUUCUCUUUCAAUCAUGGCAGAUUCAACACCGCAGCAUCCAUGUAGCAGCUCCGAGGACGGCCAACCUACACUCGAUGAUUUUGCACACUGGGAUUGUCUAGGCUUAUUCGGCACCCUGAUUGAUACUUUAUAG
Molecule: messenger RNA, 2217 nt
Organism: Fusarium keratoplasticum
Lineage: Eukaryota; Fungi; Ascomycota; Sordariomycetes; Hypocreales; Nectriaceae
Product: Cutinase transcription factor 1 beta-like protein
Exons: 1
Coding region: 1-2217 (738 amino acids)
Biological process (GO): DNA-templated transcription
Molecular function (GO): DNA binding; zinc ion binding
Source: RefSeq, a predicted model, not a curated record